Triticum aestivum (bread wheat) is the source of this 3188-nucleotide messenger RNA. Its product is annotated as L-type lectin-domain containing receptor kinase SIT2-like. NCBI's taxonomy places the organism in Eukaryota, Viridiplantae, Streptophyta, Magnoliopsida, Poales, Poaceae. Gene Ontology annotation, biological process: protein phosphorylation. Gene Ontology annotation, molecular function: protein kinase activity; carbohydrate binding; ATP binding. Bases 12 to 3134 code for a protein of 1040 amino acids. The record is from RefSeq and is a predicted model, not a curated record. The transcript has 3 exons.
GGCAAGAAACCAUGCCGGCUCUUCUUCUGCUCUUGCUGUUGAGCAUGGGCGGAGAGUUGGUCUCGUGCUCGUCCGCCGACGAGGGCCAGUUCGCCUUCCAGGGCUUCGCGGCGGCGAACCUUACGCUGGAUGGUCUCGCCGCCGUCAUGCCCAACGGCCUGCUCGCACUUACCAACUUCACCCUCCAGACGAAAGGCCAUGCCUUCAACCCCACCCCUCUCCGCUUCCUCGACGUCAACGGGGCGACCAACUCCACUGCCGUGGCGCGGUCCUUCUCCACGUCCUUCGUGUUCGCCAUCGUCUCCAACUACGACGGCCUGAGCGACCAAGGGCUCGCCUUCGUGGUUGCCCCGACCACGAACCUCUCAACGGCGAUCGCCGGGCAGUAUCUGGGCCUCCUCAACGCGACGAACGGCGCCGCGAGCGACCACAUGCUGGCAGUCGAGCUCGACACCAUCAUGAACCCAGAGUUCCGCGACAUCAACAGCAACCACGUGGGCAUCAACGUCAACAGCCUCAUUUCGCGGAAGGCCAAGCCGGCCGGCUACUAUGGCGAUGACGGUGCCACCUUUCGAGACCUGAUGUUGAACAGCCGCGAGCCGAUGCAGGUGUGGGUGGACUACGAUGGCCAGGCCAGGCAACUCAAUGUGACAUUGGCUCCUGCGCAGGAGCCCAGACCGAGGUAUCCUCUCCUCUCUGAAGCCAUUGAUCUCUCCACUGUCCUCACGGACACAAUGUAUGUUGGCUUCUCGUCGUCGUCCGGCGUGGUGUCGACGCACCACUAUGUGCUUGGAUGGAGCUUCAGCUUGGACGGGCCUGCCCCGCCUCUUGAUUUCUCUAAGCUUCCAGCACUGCCGCGUGUGGUUUCGAAGCAUCGGUCCAUGAUCUUGGCUCUCGUGCUUCCACUAGCCACCGUAUUGAUCAUCGCCGCGGUCCUAGCUGCCGCCUCCUUCUUUGUGUGGCGCCGGCGUCGAUUUGCUGAGGUUCGCGAAGAUUGGGAGGAUGAGUUCGGCCCACACCGGUUCGCAUACAAAGAUCUAUUUCGUGCCACUGAUGGAUUCAAGAAUGGAAAUUUACUCGGUGCCGGAGGGUUUGGCAAAGUAUACAAAGGGGUACUUCCUGGAUCCAAUUUGGAAAUCGCGGUGAAGAGAGUAUCACAUGACUCAAGACAAGGUAUAAGAGAGUUCAUUGCUGAAGUGGUGACCAUUGGUCGUCUCCGCCACAGGAAUCUAGCACAGUUACUAGGCUAUCGCCGGCGCAACGGUGAACUUCUCUUGGUGUAUGACUACAUGGAAAAUGGUAGCCUUGACAAAUACUUGUACAAUAACAAUGGAGCAACUUUGGAUUGGCCUCAAAGAUAUUGGAUCAUCAAAGGUGUUGCAUCAAGUUUAUUGUAUCUACAUGAGGAUUGGGAACAAGUCGUCAUCCACCGAGAUAUAAAGGCAAGCAAUGUGCUCUUGGAUAAGCAGAUGAAUGGAAGGCUCGGCGAUUUUGGCCUAGCAAGGUUGUACGAUCAUGGCACUGAUGCUCAAACAACACAUGUGGUUGGCACUAUGGGAUACCUCGCACCAGAACUUGUGCGCACUGGAAAGGCAACACCUUCAACCGAUGUAUUUGCAUUUGGCGUGUUUCUCCUAGAGGUUGUAUGUGGACGCAGGCCCAUUGAGAGUGGUCAGCAUAACAAUAGGGUGAUGUUAGUCGACUGGGUGCUUGAGCACCACCACAAUGGCUCAAUCAUUGACACGGUGGAUCCAUGCCUCAUGAGUAAAUUCAACACAGAUGAGGUCACUCUUGUGCUCAAACUAGGUUUGUUGUGCACGCACCCAUCGCCCAAUGUGAGGCCUCCUGUGCAAAAGGUCAUGCAAUACCUCGAUGGUGUCCAAUUAGUUCCUGAUUUACCAUCGACAUACAUGAGCUACAGCAUGUUGGUUCUCAUGGAGAAUGAAGGGUUUGAUUCAUACAUCAUGUCAUGCCCUUCGCCAGGGAUGACCAUCUGCAGUGUAUCCGACGUGUCAUCGGCAACCGUGCUCUCCACUGCGCUUCCAGGCCAGUUCUUGGGCCUCCUCAACGGCACCAAUGGCAACCGGAGCGCCCGCAUCUUCGCCGUGGAGCUCGACACGCUCCUCAACGCCGAUUUCCGUGACAUUAACAGCAACCAUGUCGGUGUCGACAUCAAUAGUCUGAUAUCCAUCGAUUCCGCCGACGCCGGAUACUACGAUGAUAGCACAGGUCGGUUCCAGAACCUAAGCCUGAUCAGCCGGAAGGCAAUGCAAGUGUGGGUGGACUACGAUGGCGUGGCCACGGAGAUCACGGUGACCAUGGCUCCCGUGGGCGUGGCCAGGCCCAAGAGGCCGCUCCUGCGGACCACCGUCGACCUCUCGGGUGUGGUGCAGAGCACGGCGUAUGUUGGAUUCUCGUCGGCGACGGGCGUCAUGUCCACACGCCACUUCGUCCUCGGCUGGAGCUUCGCGCUGGACGUGCCAGCCCCGGCGCUGGACAUCUCGGCGCUGCCGGCCUUGCCACGCGUGCGUGAGGACUGGGAGGACGCGUUCGGCCCCCAACGAUUCUCUUACAAAGAAUUGUUUCAUGCGACCAAGGGGUUCAGCAAUAAGAACCUGCUCGGAGUAGGAGGCUUCGGAAGUGUGUACAGGGGUAGACUCCGCAAGCCUGACAAGGAGAUCGCCGUAAAGAGGGUCUCCCAUGAGUCAAGGCAGGGGAUGAAGGAGUUCGUCGCCGAGGUUGCAAGCAUCGGGCGACUACGGCACCGCAACCUCGUGCCGCUGCUUGGUUACUGCCGGCGCAAGGUGGAGCUUCUCCUGGUUUACGAUUACAUGCCAAACGGAAGCCUUGAUAAAUACUUGUAUGAUGGAUCUUCAGGUACACUGGAUUGGCGUCAAAGGUUUCACAUAAUCAGAGGUGUGGCUUCUGGGUUACUGUAUCUCCAUGAGGAUUGGGAGCAAGUUGUCAUCCACCGAGAUGUGAAAGCGAGCAAUGUUCUCCUAGACAGCGAGAUGAAUGGGCGGUUAGGGGAUUUCGGCCUUGCAAGGCUGUACGAUCAUGGAGCGGACGCCCAUACAACACAUGUGGUUGGCACCAUGGGCUACCUGGCCCCCGAGUUAGGACACAUGUGGUAAGGCAACCCCGUCUACCGAUGUGUUCGCUUUCGGUGCAUUCCUUCUGGAAAUCAU